This is a messenger RNA of Parasteatoda tepidariorum (common house spider), 1960 nucleotides long. RefSeq lists its product as uncharacterized. The record is from RefSeq and is a predicted model, not a curated record. NCBI's taxonomy places the organism in Eukaryota, Metazoa, Arthropoda, Arachnida, Araneae, Theridiidae.
GGACAUUUAAAAGAAACUUAUAAGUUCGCGUAAGCGCUUAUCAUUCAAUUCACGAAAGCCUUAUCAAUUCGGAGGUGUGAGCUUCUUCUACUACACCCUGGAUUAUUAUCUUUCUUUAAAGCCGUGGUCGGCAACUAGAUAGGUUCAUAUUUUUACUGCUAAAGCUAUAUGCAAUUGGAACUUGAAAUUUUUUCAUCAUGGGUGAUAUCAUCGCAGAUCCCUCAACUACUGCCCGGUGGUCAGCUGCUAUGCAAACUGACAAAAUAGUGCCACAGUGGAGUUUGAGACAAAGCUGCCUGUGCACUGUUAAAGAUGGUUUAUUGGGUUGGAGCAGAGGCCGAAGGAACAGUGUUACUCAUAAUUCCAGCACCGAAAAUCCUUUCCUGGAUUAUCCCAUAGAUUUAAAACAUGAACUCCUCAAUCAUUUGUUGCGUCUGAAACCUACAGGUCGAGAGUUGUUGAAAGCUGCAGAAUUACUCCUUUCUUCAGGAAUACCUUCUUUUGACUUGAGCUGCAUGGACGAUUGCAAAUUUUCCGAUGUUCAAAAUAUACUUCAACUUCUAAUUCGAACUGGUAAUUGCUUGCAGGAGCUUAUUCUUGCUGGACAGUGGCUGUACCAUGCAUCCAGUGCACCUUUGGUGCAAGACAUGCUGCGAUCCUGUCCUAACCUCCGUUACAUAAAACUGCAACAAACAUCCCAUUCAGCUCAUGAGGUGGAAAUAGCCCUGAAGCAUUGUCCUAAGUUGACUAGAUUGGAAAUCAUGCAUCCUUCUCUGGAUGAAGAGGACAUCGACUCUUUGUGUGAAGUCAUGUUGCGUGAUCCUGAUUACAAACAUGCCAAAGAACUGAUUAAAGAAAUUAAACUGCCUUCUUCAGUUAAUGGAAAAGGUGUGCUCAAGCUUAUGGAAUCAUUCCCCAACUUGGAAUACAUUUCUUGUACUUACCUCGAUCAAAUUAUUGAUGAACUAGAAGAAAAUUACAAUACCCCGUAUUGGCGGGAAAGAUGCUCAAAACUACGUGGACUCCAUAUUUCUUUACCUGUCUGUGAAGAUACACCUGGUUUGCUAGUUGACUGGUUCCCAAAUCUGGAAGAACUAUCUUUGGAAGUGCAGGAAGACAUGCAAAUUCAACCCAUAAGCCAAUUAAAACAAUUGCAGUCGUUAGAACUAAAAAACAGUCCUACAAUUUCAUUAUCUUAUAUGGAUGAAAUUCUUCCUCUUCUUUCUUCUUGUGGCAAAAACCUUACCAGCUUGAGCUUAGAACGUUUUGAUUUAAUUGACCUUGCAAAAACCGCUACUUACUGCCCAAAUCUAAGGUCCUUCAGUGCCCAAUGGUUCACCAUUUUAAGUACAAGUGUCGGUAGAGGUUCAAAAAAACAGUUCUUUAAUCUGAGGUAUCUUCGUCUAAGACCCAGGGUCAACAGAAGAGUGACCCCUGAAGCUUGCGAACUUCUCUUGACCAACAGCCAGUGCCUUAAACAUUUGGAAUUUUACUGCAGCUAUGGACUAACAGACACUCUUGUCAAUAAAUUGCUCAAAACGAAUAAAUUCACGCAGCUUAGAAAUCUUCUUUUGCGUCAUGGUCAUGGACUUUCUUCGAAUGGCAUCCUGCAGCUCACUAGAGCCGCACAAAAUCUUCGCAUUUGGGAUGUUGGUAUGAUCACUUCCAAACAAAUCGAUACGUGAAUUCCUAUAAGUUCAAUAACCCCCGGUGUAAAUUGUGAAGAAUAAUUUCAACUAGUCAUUAAAUAUGCAGCACUGCCAAAGAACUUAGUGAACUUAAGUAAACUUGAUUAAGUGCGAAUUUGAGAUUCUGAACCAAGUUCCGUUAUUACAAAUGUGUGCCUAGUGGAUUAAUUGUGAUUUGAAGCUAAAAUGCCAUAUUUAAACAGAACUUGAACAUUCUAUCAUCAACAUUCCGGUGUAAAUAAUAUUCCAUGUCCAUUUUUUUGUAAAAUCAG